Molecule: messenger RNA, 687 nt
Organism: Branchiostoma floridae (Florida lancelet)
Lineage: Eukaryota; Metazoa; Chordata; Leptocardii; Amphioxiformes; Branchiostomatidae
Exons: 3
Coding region: 194-607 (137 amino acids)
Biological process (GO): mitochondrial respiratory chain complex IV assembly; mitochondrial respiratory chain complex I assembly
Cellular component (GO): mitochondrial inner membrane
Source: RefSeq, a predicted model, not a curated record
AAAGACCCCGUUGUUAUGUAUGUAAUCAGGAUACUGUUGGGUCAGUAUCGUUUGACCUUUGACCCGUAAGUCGUCUGCAAAUGUUGCUGCAACGAAGUCGUAUCUCAGUCAGUCAGUUUUUCCGUUACAUUAGAUGCAUGCUGACUACAAUGCGUAUGUGAUAAGCUAUACUGCUACUGAUGACCUGUAAAGCAUGGUGAGUACAGAGCUGCUGAAGAGGAUCGCCCUGUACGGAGGAGCCCUGGCUCUCGGCAGCGCCUUCCUCAUGCGGAACCGCAUCCAGACCGGCCUGGCAGCAGGGGAGUACUACAAGAAGUCCCUGGAGGCAUUAAGUCAGGACCCCACAGCCAUGGCAGCACUGGGAGCUCCUCCUCUUAAAACAAGGCGCCUUGACCUUGGUGAUACAGAAGCAAACAACGUGCAGCCGCAUCUCGGAUACGCCAAAUUGGAUAUUCCCGUGGUUGGCGGUCGGGAGAAAGGAACGUUACGGACAUACUGCACGAGAGACGCCACCACCGGAGCGUGGACUGUUGAGAAAUUGCAACUUUUAAUAGAAAAAACAGGACAGAUGGUGACAAUCGUUCCUCCUCAUAGUGAGAGGAGGUAACUGUAGUGGCUGUAUUAGAUGUGAAUGGAAAAACAGUUUGUAACUCAAUAAAAGUGAUGGUAAGGGUAUGUGGGUUUAAU